AUGGCGUCUAUCGAGCAUGGAACCGUCUUCCUCAACCCCGUGAUCUCGGGCUUCAGUCCUGAUCCGACCAUCUGCGUCGUGCCUGCGACUGAGUCCAAUCCGACGACAUUCUUCUUAUCAACCUCGACAUUCGAAUACUUCCCCGGUUGCGCGAUUUACACGUCCACAGAUCUUGUUAAUUGGAAGCUGAUUGGUCACGCUCUCACCCGGCGGAGUCAAAUCGAGCUGCGCACUGUUGAGCCUGGCGCCGGGAGCUGGGCAAGUACGCUGCGUUACCGGCCCAUCGAGAAGCGUUGGUACCUCGCGAAUGGCAUAUUCCAGCGUUACCGGCCCCCGAGCGAUGAACGUAUCUUCCCUCGCGGUUUCUAUGUGUGGACAGACAACAUCUGGGAUGAUAAUGCCUGGUCAGAUCCGGUCUACUUUGACAACCCUGGCUUUGACCAAGACUUGUUUUGGGACGACGACGGCAAGGUCUAUCUAUCUACAACUGUGCGGAUGGGGAAGCGGACACCCGGGCUGAAAUUGAAGGACUUCGCGAUCCACAUCUCAGAGAUCGAUAUCGAGACAGGGAGUACUUUGACACCUCCUCAGGUCAUCCGAGAAUCGCCUCAUGGGAUUGCCGAGGGUUCUCACAUCAUUCGGAAGGGCAAAUACUACUACCUGUUCACUGCCGAAGGUGGCACAGAAGCAGGCCACCAGGAAUGGGUUCUCAGGAAUGAAAUCGGUCCUUACGGCCCAUGGGAGACUCAAGGAAAGGCAUUAUGGUACAACGGUCCCGAUGAAGAGGUGCAGCGAACUGGCCACUGCGACGUCUUUGAGGAUGGCCGUGGCAUGUGGUGGGCCGUGAUGUUGGGCGUUCGUCCGGUCAAGUCUGAGGGCAAAUACAUCGAACCUCCAAUGGGGCGCGAGACCUUUCUAGUCCGAGUCGACUGGGUUGAUGACUGGCCCGUCUUCAAUCAGGGCCACAAUAUCACUCUUGAAACGGUCGGAAGGGAACCGGUGCAAAAAGCAUCCAUCGCGGACGCAGACGGGGUCAAAUGGAAUGCGGAUCUGUCACAGCGCUCCCUCGAUAUCGGUUGGUAUCACAAGAACACCCCAAUCAAGCCCUGCCAUAGCCUCACCGAGCGUCCGGGAUAUUUAAGGCUGUAUGGAAACUGCUUCGAUCUCAGCAGCCCAGAAUCUCCGGCGAUGUUGCUCAGAAAGCAGUCAUCAUAUCAUGAAAGCUUCAGGGCCAAGAUGCUGUUCAGACCUGGCAGAGCAGGUUAUGAGUCCGGAGUUACCGUGUGGUGGAGCCAAUAUUCCUAUGCUACGAUAGGAAUUACUGCGGUGCAGCGAGACGAUGGUUCGGUCGUUCCAACUGUCGUAUUGAGAGAACCCACGGGCAAGAUCAAUGACUUAAAGGUCUCGCAUCCACUUUUGGGAUCACAAUCGUCGCAUGGGGCAGCUCUACACUUGGAUCAACCCGUGCAGGUAACCGUCAUCGCACAUCCUACCAAAUACGAGAUGAGUCUCACCAACGGGGAUGUUCAAGUCGGGACGGCAUUCGCGUCAGAUGCCUUGACUGUCUUUCCUCCCGUUGGGGGUGCUUUCUGCGGAGUUAUGUUUGGCAUUUACUCAUUUGGUCGAGGCGAACCGGUGCUUGACCCCUCCGACUUCACAGAUUUGGCAAUUGUGCAGACGAGGAAGUAA
Molecule: messenger RNA, 1689 nt
Organism: Colletotrichum karsti
Lineage: Eukaryota; Fungi; Ascomycota; Sordariomycetes; Glomerellales; Glomerellaceae
Product: glycosyl hydrolase
Exons: 5
Coding region: 1-1689 (562 amino acids)
Biological process (GO): carbohydrate metabolic process
Molecular function (GO): hydrolase activity, hydrolyzing O-glycosyl compounds
Source: RefSeq, a predicted model, not a curated record